CCGUCGCGAUGAAAAGCUGCACCAAAACGCAAAACCGACAGCAACCAACGCACGCCAUGGAGGCCAUGAACAUGGAUAAGAUCGUGGCUCUGCGAACGCUCAUUGACACCAAGCUGCGCGACGAAGGCGUGUACGCGCAGCUCCGGAACCUCAUCCAGGCCACGGCGCCAGAUGCACCCACCGACACGGACACGGUGGUGAACGGCCUCCUCGAGAGUGACAUUGUCCAGCAGCUCAUUGGGUCCCUCAAAGCAAGUGCAGCGCCGGCCACAGUCUCACCGACGUCGGAGCCCGAAAUAGCGGCGCCAGAUUCGCCCGCACCGAUGCUGCAACUCCGGCUUCUCGGCGGCCGGGCCUUUGUCGACUGCGUGACGAAUCCGGAAAGCCACCGGUGUGGGUUCCGCGUCGAGGUGGCGUUUCUCGGCCACCGCUUCCAGUCGCGGGUGGUCGACUGCGUUCCCGAGCCAGCGUUUGACGAGACAUUCCACAUCCCGCUACCAGCACCGACGGCGUCGUCGACGCUCGAGGUGCUCUCGAAAUGGGAGGCUUUGUGUCGGCUGCGCGAUCCCAUGCAGGUCACGCUCCUCAAGCUUUCGCAGGCGACAGGCGCGGUCGAGUUUGUCGCCGCCGCCCGCGUCGACUGGCGCCGGGUCAUGAGUUGCACCCAUGCGACCGCGCACUUUCCGUUGCAGCUCCAAGGCCCGCUCAAGAUACCGAUCGGGUUCCUUGACGUGCGUCUGGAUCUGCUUGGGUUUCGGAAAAGCACGGCGAUUGCCCGUGACGUGGCCCAUCUUUUGCAAAAAGAACUUUUGACCACGAACGCCGUGCACACGACGUUCUACCAGUAUGCCAAGCAGUGGUGGGAAGAGGUGACGCUGCUCCAGUCGACAAAGGCGCGUGCCGUGCGAAUCUUCACCGAAGAUGAAACCCAUCGGCAUCGCAUGGUGUGCACCUACAUCGUGCCGCUGCAAAGCCGGUGCAUUGCGACACCGACCGAAGCCGCGCGCUUCGUGAGUCUCAUUCCAUUUGUGCGCGCCGUGGCCAUCGGCGGCGGGCAUCGACAGGACGGGUGGAAGUCGCUCCCGGCCUUUCUCGCGAUCGGCCGAGGCGACUGCGAAGAGCACGCGCUACUGCUUGCAUCGCUCUUGCUCGGUUUCGGCUUGGAUGCCUAUGUGGUCAUGGGUGCGCUCACGCAGAAAGACGAGCUCGUCCCGCACACGUGGGUACUUUUGAAAGAAAAAGCCGGAGUCGUGCUCUGGGAAGCCGUCACGGGCGUGCGCUACCCGUGGAACGCGUCUCAUCCGUACGCCCGCAUCGAUUGCGUCUUCAACGACCGCACCUUCUUUGUAAGCCGCCAAAAUGUCGAAUCUCCUGCGCCUCUCAAAUCGAUGCACCUCGACUUUCAUGACACCAAGCACUGGAAGAGCAUGGAGUCGAGCUUGAUUCGGCAGCUGCAGCGCGAGAGCCCCAUCGGUUUGGUACCACCGAGUCCCGAGCCGGAUGGAGCCGCCCUCGAAGCAGCCGUGCAGAGCCAGCUUGCAGACGUGCGCCGCGGCUACGGCUACACCACGCAGUGGACGUCGACACUGAGCCACUACCUCCGACCUGCGCUCACCUCGUACGAGCUCGAGCGGACAUACGGCAUCGGCAACCUCGAAAACAACCAUUUUGAGAUGAGCAUCAAGCGCUACGUGCCCGAGGGGUCGACGUUCCAAGGCUGUCCCAUUUUUGUGUCGAGCGCGCCCGGGCUCUCCAGCGACGCGAUUGUGCACAAGCUUCUUCGCGACUCGACGGCCAAGGCGCUCCUCCAAACCCACGCGCGCCCAGCCCAGUUUGGUUUGGCCAUCCGCGUCUACAGCUACCCCGAGCGCAUUGUCGGUGCGUGGGUUAUGCUCGGCGUGGUGUACCGUCCUUGA
Saprolegnia parasitica CBS 223.65 is the source of this 1916-nucleotide messenger RNA. RefSeq lists its product as hypothetical. Lineage: Eukaryota; Oomycota; Saprolegniomycetes; Saprolegniales; Saprolegniaceae. The coding region runs from base 9 to 1916 and encodes 635 amino acids. The record is from RefSeq and is a predicted model, not a curated record. The transcript has 6 exons.